This is a messenger RNA of Aethalodelphis obliquidens (Pacific white-sided dolphin), 2542 nucleotides long. It is a transcript of the gene B3GAT3, whose product is annotated as beta-1,3-glucuronyltransferase 3. The coding region runs from base 1125 to 2132 and encodes 335 amino acids. The record is from RefSeq and is a predicted model, not a curated record. Gene Ontology annotation, biological process: carbohydrate metabolic process; chondroitin sulfate proteoglycan biosynthetic process. Gene Ontology annotation, cellular component: Golgi membrane. Gene Ontology annotation, molecular function: galactosylgalactosylxylosylprotein 3-beta-glucuronosyltransferase activity. The transcript has 5 exons. Lineage: Eukaryota; Metazoa; Chordata; Mammalia; Artiodactyla; Delphinidae.
CCAAAAGUAAACAAAUAAAUAAAUUUAUUUUAAAAAGAGAAAUUUCCAGUUAAUUCUCUGGGAGAUAGCUCAUUGCCUUGACAUUUUACCCCCACCCCUUCUGUCACCUGUUUCAGUGUGGGUCAAAGGAGACAGUACAGCUCCUGGAGUCAGGUAUCUAGAAGGGACAUAGAAAAUUGUACGAUGGGAAUUACAUGAUUUGGCGCAAUUUUAGUUACUUAUCUGUAAAAUGGGGACAAUACCUAUCUCUCACACAAAAGUGGACCAAGAUACUGUGACAACCCUGAAGAAGAGCAGUUUGCUCCUGAACUACUGCCAGAUGUGCUGGAAAAACACUAUGGAUAUAAACUCUUCAUCCCAGAAAGGGACCUGAUUCCAAGUCAUACUAGAAAUUCAAAAAAAAAAUCCAAGAAAUAUUAGAAUAUGAGAGGUUGAUUAAUUAAUGAAAUAUCAAAAAUACCCCUUUACUAUUUUUUGGUUUAAUUUAUUAGAUUACUAUGUAUUUUUUGCAUUUUUGCCAAGAGUACCUUGUUAAAUAUCAAAAUUCUGCAACAUCAAUCUUUAGAGUUUUAAUAUCCUAAAUUGUAUUAAAAUUAUAAUCAAAGGAUUAUAGUGAGGAUUGUAUGAGACACCCAGGGCACAGGCUUGGUACAUGAUAGGCCCUAGAUUUCACUCAUUCAUGUAACAAGUAUGUACUGAGGUACUGUUACUACCUGCAGUGACUGAUGGAUGAAUGAAUGACUAUAAGGAGAAAAUCUGCGCAGAGGGACUAGAGAUCAAGGGGAGGGUCCCAAAGCCACUCCCAAGUACCCUACCUGGCUUUUGACCGCCGGCCGCGCGCGCUUGAUACGCCGGAUAUGACGUCACCCACUACCGUGGUUCCCAGAACUAGGCGGUGGGAGCGGAAAUUAACCCGGAGGGAGGGAGUGUGCAGACUGACCGGAAGUGGGCCGCGACGUUUACUGCCAGCUCCAGCUCCUGGGAGCAGGUCGAGAGGAGGGUGAGGAGGGCGGGUCAAGGGGCGGGGCCGCUUCAGGGGCGGGGCUUGCAGGCUGGCGGGCUGGGGGCGGGGAACUUCGUGCCUGCAGGACCCCGCCUGCCCAGGCGCCGGCGGUGGCGCGGCCAUGAAGCUGAAGCUGAAGAACGUGUUCCUCGCCUACUUCCUGGUGUCGAUCGCCGGCCUCCUCUACGCGCUGGUGCAGCUCGGCCAGCCAUGUGACUGCCUCUCUCCCCUGCGGGCAGCAGCAGAGCAGCUUCGGCAGAAGGAUCUGAGGAUUUCCCAGCUGCAAGCCGAUCUCCGCCGUCCACCCCCUGCCCCCGCCCAGCCCCCUGAACCUGAGGCUCUGCCUACUAUCUAUGUUGUUACCCCCACCUAUGCCAGGCUGGUGCAGAAGGCAGAGCUGGUGCGGCUGUCCCAGACCCUAAGCCUGGUGCCCCGGCUGCACUGGCUGCUGGUAGAGGAUGCUGAGGGCCCCACCCCGUUGGUCUCGGGGCUGCUGGCUGCCUCUGGCCUCCUCUUCACACACCUGGCGGUCCUCACCCCCAAGGCCCAGCGACUCCGGGAGGGCGAGCCAGGCUGGGUUCGGCCCCGAGGUGUUGAGCAACGGAACAGGGCCCUGGACUGGCUCCGGAGCAGAGGGGGUGCUGUGGCGGGAGAGAAGGAUCCACCCCCACCAGGCACCCGGGGAGUCGUGUACUUUGCUGAUGAUGACAACACCUACAGCCGGGAACUCUUUGAGGAGAUGCGCUGGACCCGUGGCGUCUCAGUGUGGCCAGUGGGGCUGGUGGGCGGCCUGCGAUUCGAGGGCCCUCGCGUACAGGAUGGCCGGGUCGUGGGCUUCCACACCGCGUGGGAGCCCAAUAGGCCCUUCCCACUGGAUAUGGCGGGAUUUGCCGUCUCCCUGCCCCUGCUGUUGGCGAAACCCAAUGCCCGGUUUGAUGCUACUGCUCCUCGGGGCCACCUGGAGAGCAGCCUCCUGAGCCACCUUGUCGAUCCCAAGGACCUGGAGCCACGGGCUGCCAACUGCACUCGGGUUCUGGUGUGGCAUACGCGGACAGAGAAGCCCAAAACGAAGCAGGAGGAGCAGCUGCAGCGGCAGGGCCGAGGCUCAGACCCAGCUGUCGAGGUGUGAUGGCGGCCCUCCACUGCCCACCACCUCAUCAGACACAGAUCUGUGGGACUGGAUCCCUGGCCUGCCCAGGAUGUGGUUUUCCAAGUCCUGAGCCCUCAGAGCCAGGGGCAGCCCCUCUGCCCCUUCAACCCCAGGGCGUGGCCCAGCUGCUUCUCCCCUCCCCCAGCUUGCCUUGUGGCACUGCUCACAGGCUAGGGACAAGCAGCCCUUGUGUUGAGCCAGAUGGGCUUGUCUGGGGCGGAGCAGAAAACAGAGUGUCUCGGGCGGGAGGGCGGCUGAGUGACUGGGUAACUUAUUGGGGCUGGGCAUGCACUGGGGGGCUGGAGGAGCUGGGCUGGACCCUCCCCACCUGAGCAUGCUGACCCCCCCCCCCCCGCCCCAACCUCCAGAAUAAAAACUCUCAACUUGGA